Ochotona curzoniae (black-lipped pika) is the source of this 2259-nucleotide messenger RNA. It is a transcript of the gene HNF1A, whose product is annotated as HNF1 homeobox A. Gene Ontology annotation, cellular component: nucleus. Gene Ontology annotation, biological process: positive regulation of DNA-templated transcription; liver development; pancreas development. The transcript has 10 exons. The coding region runs from base 247 to 2133 and encodes 628 amino acids. The record is from RefSeq and is a predicted model, not a curated record. NCBI's taxonomy places the organism in Eukaryota, Metazoa, Chordata, Mammalia, Lagomorpha, Ochotonidae. Gene Ontology annotation, molecular function: RNA polymerase II cis-regulatory region sequence-specific DNA binding; DNA-binding transcription factor activity, RNA polymerase II-specific.
AGCUCCAAUGUAAACAGCAGGCAGGGGCCUGAUUCACUGGCCGCUGGGGCCAGGAUUGGGGGGUGGGGGUGCCCACAAGGCUUGACUGGUGGGGUUUGGGGGGGCGUGGGUGCCAGGAGCCCUGGGCUCGUGGCUGCUGCCCGGCGAGCACCAAGCAGCCCUGUGCAGUGGGGGAGGCGGCGGCAGCCGGCUCGGUGGCCCUGGGCCGCGUGGCCCGGUGGUGGCAGUGGCGGCGGCAGAGGAGCCAUGGUUUCUAAGCUGAGCCAGCUGCAGACGGAGCUCCUGGCGGCCUUGCUCGAGUCGGGCCUGAGCAAAGAGGCGUUAAUCCAGGCCUUGGGUGAGCCGGGACCCUACCUGGUGGCUAGCGAGGCCCCCCUGGACAAGGGGGAGCUGGCCGAAGCGCCCAAUGGGCUCGGUGAGACACGGGGCUCGGAGGAGGAGACGGACGAUGAUGGCGAGGACUUCACGCCGCCCAUCCUCAAGGAACUGGAGAACCUGAGCCCCGAGGAGGCAGCCCACCAGAAGGCCGUGGUGGAGACCCUGCUGCAGGAGGACCCAUGGCGCGUGGCCAAGAUGGUCAAGUCCUACCUGCAGCAGCACAACAUCCCGCAGCGGGAGGUGGUCGACACCACCGGCCUCAACCAGUCCCACUUGUCCCAGCACCUCAACAAGGGCACCCCCAUGAAGACACAGAAGCGAGCGGCCCUGUACACCUGGUACGUCCGCAAGCAGCGAGAGGUGGCCCAGCAGUUCACCCAUGCAGGGCAGGGAGGGCUGAUUGAGGAGCCCACGGGCGAUGAGCUGCCCACCAAGAAGGGGCGGAGGAACCGUUUCAAGUGGGGUCCUGCGUCGCAGCAGAUUCUGUUCCAGGCCUACGAACGGCAGAAGAACCCCAGCAAGGAGGAGCGGGAGACACUGGUGGAGGAGUGUAACAGGGCGGAGUGCAUCCAGAGGGGGGUGUCGCCCUCACAGGCCCAGGGGCUGGGCUCCAACCUCGUCACGGAGGUACGGGUCUACAACUGGUUUGCCAACCGGCGCAAGGAAGAAGCUUUUCGGCAUAAGCUGGCCAUGGACACGUACAGUGGGCCGCCACCGCCAGGGCCAGGGCCAGGGCCUGGGCCGGGGCCAGCGCUGCCUGCCCACAGCUCCCCGGGCCUGCCCCCACCUGCACUCUCCCCCAGCAAGGUCCACGGCGUGCGCUACGGACAGCCUGCAACUAGUGAGGCUGCAGAGGUUCCUUCUAGCAGUGGGGCGCCCCUGGUGACCGUGUCUACACCCCUGCACCAAGUGUCCCCCACAGGCCUGGAGCCCAGCCACAGCCUGCUGAGCACCGAAGCUAAGCUCGUCUCAGCAGCCGGGGGCCCCCUACCACCUGUCAGCACCCUGACAGCAUUGCACAGCCUGGAGCAGACGUCCCCAGGCCUCGGCCAGCAGCCCCAGAACCUCAUCAUGGCUUCCCUGCCCGGGGUCAUGACCAUAGGGCCUGGGGAGCCUGCCUCCCUAGGCCCCACGUUCACCAACACCGGUGCCUCCACCCUGGUCAUUGGCCUGGCCUCCACACAGGCGCAGAGUGUGCCGGUCAUCAACAGCAUGGGCAGCAGCCUGACCACCCUGCAGCCAGUACAGUUCUCCCAGCCGCUGCACCCUUCCUACCAGCAGCCACUCAUGCCACCAGUGCAGAGCCACGUGGCCCAGAGUCCCUUCAUGGCCACCAUGGCCCAGCUGCAGAGUCCCCACGCCCUCUACAGCCACAAGCCUGAGGUGGCCCAGUACACUCACACGGGGCUACUUCCCCAGACCAUGCUCAUCACGGAUACCACCAACCUGAGCGCCCUGGCCAGCCUCACACCCACCAAGCAGGUCUUCACCUCUGACACAGAGGCCUCUAGUGAGUCUGGGUUGCAUGCUCCGGCGUCCCCGGCCACCACCAUUCACAUCCCCAGCCAGGACCCUGCUGGCAUUCAGCACCUGCAGCCCACCCACCGGCUCAGCACCAGCCCCACAGUGUCCUCCAGCAGCCUGGUGCUGUAUCAGAGUUCUGACUCCACCAACGGCCACAGCCACCUGCUGCCCUCCAACCAUGGCGUCAUCGAGACCUUCAUCUCCACGCAGAUGGCUUCCUCCUCCCAGUAACCAUGGCAACUGCCUCCCAGCGGCUGAGCCCUGGGACAGCACUGCCUGCUUAGGGGGCCGUACAAAGGCUGCGGCCCGCAUGGCUUGCAGGGACCUCUGAACCUGUCGCCCUUCUGCUGCUCCAGG